UUACAUGAGAGCACAAAGCUCCUGCCCCCCAAUUCUAGGCUUCUUUCUCUAAGCACACUGAUCCUGAUUCCCCGCCCCCUCCGCCAAACCUCAGUUUCCUUACCUGGUCUCUCACAUAGGGUAUGGUGCAUACAGAGGGGUGGAUACAUAGGAAAGUCAGGAGUCUCUAUUGUUCACUCCACCCAGCUGCUCCUCUGCAGGCUUUCCUCGGCUUCCUUGUCACAUCUGUUUCCCUGGGGUUAACUCCUCUCUUGUUCUUCAUCUGAACAGGGAUGGAAGGAGGUAGUGCCUGUCUUUGAUCUCACCCUUGCUGGGUUAGUACUGACAUAGUGGAAGCCUUAUGAUGCAGGCAUGACACCUUCCUUGGAUACAUUCCUCUCUAAGGGGUUUGGGAGCCUGAGAGGGUAGUGGCAAGUAGGUGGCUCCCAGAGCCCCCACCGUUCCAGGCAAGUUGGGUAGGCAGCCUCAGCAGCCUGAGGAGAAAGACAGAGCAUCAAGAACAUUCACCAGGAAGGCCUGUUUCUAGGGAGAGGCAGUGUCUGGGUGACCACACCUCCCAGACUGGAGAAGCCCCUGUAUAUUUGAGGCUGAAGCUAAGGGGCAGAGAAAUGAGCCUAGGAAACCUGCAAAGGGCAUGCAGAGAGCAAGUCUUGAAAGUCAGGCAAAGGGGUUUGGCCUUGAUCCUGUAGGCAAUGCGGAAUAUUUGCCCCAACUGUGAUGCUUCCUGACUGAUGAUGUUAUAACAGUGCCCAGAAGCCAGAAGGCUGCAUUUUUCAGCUGAACAUACCUGAGUUGUCCCCACCAUCAUGGAGACCCAAAAGGAUGAAGCUGCUCAGGCCAAGGGAACAGCAGUCUCUGUGGAUACCCAGGACCAAUGGGCAGAGAAAGGAGCCAAGAGCAAGGCAGCUGAGAUGACAGAAGGGCCAGCAUCAGAGCAACCCUCAUCUGGCCCAGGUAGGCUGAAGAAAACUGCCAUGAAACUCUUUGGUGGCAAGAAGAGCAUCUGUACCCUGCCUAGUUUCUUUGGAGGGGGACGAAGCAAAGGUUCUGGGAAAGGCAGCUCUAAGAAGGGUCUUAGCAAGAGCAAGACCCACGAUGGCCUGAGUGAAGCAGUCCAUGGCCCUGAAGACAUUGUCAGUGAAGGAGAUGGCCUCUCCUUACCUUUGCCUGAGUCAUCCUGCCGACUUCCCGGCUCUCAGAGUGCCCAUGGAUCUUUGGAGGCAGACUCCAGACGCAAGACAUCUGUGGCUGGAGCCACAGAGAAAGCUAGGGCUGAGAAGGCUCCCUUUGUGCCCAAGCCAAAAAAAGGCCUGAAAGGUUUUUUCAGCAGUAUCCGCCGUCACCGGAAGAGCAAGGUCUCUGGGGCUGAGCAAAGUGAUCCAAGAGCCAAGGAGCCUGAGGGGGCCAGAGACAGGCCUCAUGAGCAUGUGAGCUCAGCCCUUCUGUCCCACACUGAGAACCUCCAAGCCCCAAGAAAGGAAAAUGCCAAAUCCCAAGAUGUCCCUGGGCCAAAAGUUUCUUCAGUACCAGAGACUUCUCCAGCAGCCACUGAGCAGACAGCCUGCAAAGAUCCAGAAAAAACCAUGGAGGCCUGUGCCUCAGCACUCCUGCAGCCCAAACCUGCCCCUGAAGCCAGUGGCCCAGAGGAGCCCCAUAGCCCAGAAACAGGGGAGAAGGUUGUGUCAGGAGAGGUAAAUCCACCCAAUGGCCCUGUGGGGGACCAGCUGAGCCUCCUCUUUGGGGAUGUCACAUCCCUGAAAAGUUUUGACUCACUGACAGGUUGUGGUGACAUAAUAGCAGAACAGGACAUGGACAGUAUGACAGACAGCAUGGCCUCUGGAGGCCAGAGGGCCAACCGAGAUGGGACCAAACGAAGUUCCUGCCUGGUGACCUACCAAGGAGGGGGCGAGGAGAUGGCCUUGGCUGAUGAUGAUGACGAGGAAGAAGAGGAAGAGGAGGUGGAAUUAGAGGAGGAAGAAGAGGAAGUCAAGGAGGAAGAAGACGAUGACUUAGAAUAUCUGUGGACAAGUUCCCAGGUGUACCCAAGGCCCAUUCUAAAUCCAGGCUACCAUCCCACCACAUCCUCAGGCCACCUUGGUUACAUGCUCCUUGACCCAGUUAGGUCUUAUCCUGGCCUAGCCCCUGGGGACCUUUUGACUCCUCAGAGCGAUCAGCAAGAGUCUGCCCCCAAUAGUGAUGAGGGUUAUUAUGACUCCACCACACCUGGACUUGAGGAUGAUUCAGGUGAGGCCCUGGGGAUUGUCCGCAGGGAUUGCUUGCCCCGAGACAGCUAUAGUGGCGAUGCCCUCUAUGAGUUCUAUGAGCCAGAUGAUAGUCUUGAGAACUCCCCACCUGGGGAUGACUGCCUUUAUGACCUCCAUGGUCACAGCUCUGAGAUGUUUGACCCCUUCUUGAACUUUGAGCCCUUUUCUUCCUCUCGGCCACCUGGGGCAAUGGAGACAGAGGAAGAACGGCUAGUGACCAUCCAGAAACAGUUGCUGUAUUGGGAGCUUCGGCGGGAGCAGCGAGAGGCCCGCGAGGCAUGUGCCCGAGAGGCUCACACCAGGGAGGCCUACACCCAAGAAACUCACACCAGGGAGGCCCAUGCUCGAGAGGCCCACACCCGGGAAGCUUAUGUCAGAGAGGCCCGAGCUCGAGAGGCCUAUGCCAGGGAGGCCUGUGGCCGAGAGGUCCGUGCUCGAGAGGCUCAAGUCCGAGAGGUCCAAGUCCGGCAGGAGAAGCCCAUCAUGGAGUAUCAGAUGAGGCCUUUAGGGCCAUCAGUGAUGGGCCUGGUGGAAGGGGCAUCAGGGGCCUCUCAGACUUCCCACAGAGGAACCACCUCAGCUUUCCCUGCCACUGCAAGCAGUGAGCCAGACUGGAGGGACUUCCGUCCUUUGGAGAAGCGUUUCGAGGGAACCUGCUCCAAGAAAGAUCAAAGUACUUGCCUGAUGCAGCUCUUCCAGAGUGAUGCUAUGUUUGAGCCAGACAUGCAAGAAGCAAAUUUUGGAGGAUCUCCCAGGAGGGCUUACCCUACUUAUUCACCCCCUGAGGAGCCAGAGGAAGAGGAGGUUGAGAAGGAAGGGAAUGUCACUGUGAGUUUCUCUCAGGCCCUUGUGGAGUUCACCAGCAAUGGGAACCUCUUCUCCAGCAUGUCUUGCAGCUCUGACUCUGACUCAUCCUUCACUCAAAACCUCCCUGAGCUGCCCCCCAUGGUGACCUUUGACAUUGCUGAUGUGGAACGGGAUGGGGAAGGCAAGUGUGAAGAAAAUCCUGAGUUCCACAAUGAUGAAGACCUUGCAGCCUCCUUGGAAGCUUUUGAACUGGGCUACUACCAGAAACGCGCCUUCAACAGCUACCACAGCCGAUUCUACCAAGGCCUACCCUGGGGUGUGAGCAGUCUCCCUCGAUACUUGGGACUGCCUGGCAUGCACCCUCGUCCUCCACCUGCUGCCAUGGCCCUCAACAGGAGGAGCCGCUCCCUCGACACUGCUGAGACCCUGGAGCUGGAGCUCUCCAAUUCUCACCUGGGCCAGGGCUACAUGGAGUCUGAUGAGCUUCAGGCUCAGCAAGAAGAUUCAGAUGAAGAAGAGGAGGAAGAAUGGGGCCGAGACAGUCCCCUGUCCCUCUAUACUGAACCUCCAGGGACCUAUGACUGGCCUGCCUGGGCUCCCUGUCCUCUCGCAGUGGGGUCAGGCCCUGCAGGAAUAAGUCCUAGCCAGUUGGGUGGGCCUUCCAGCCAGUCUCUAUAUGGACAGGCAGUCUGUUGCAUAUCUCCUGUCGCCAUGUCAAUGUUGCUGUCAGUAUCAGGGCCAGAGCCAAGGGCACCUGGGGAAGCCAAGUCUCAGCUAGCUCGACCUUCGCACCUACCCCUGCCCAUGGGCCCUUGUUAUAACCUUCAGCGGAAGGCCUCCCAGAGUCCGAGGGCCAGGCCUCGAGAUGUGCUGCUGCCUGUUGAUGAACCCAGUUGCUCCUCCAUUCCUGGAGGCUUCAGCCCCAGCCCUCUGCCCCAGGCCAAGCCUGUAGGCAUUACCCAUGGCAUCCCUCAGCUGCCCAGGGUCCGGCCUGAGCCCCCAGAGCCUCAGCCCAUUCACUAUGGGGCUUCCAGCCUUGACCUGUCAAAGGAGAGGGCUGAGCAAGGUGCCUCUCUCCCCACCAGCUACUCCUCCACUGCCAUGAAUGGAAACCUAGCUGAGUAGUCAUCAUCAGUUCUGGAGUGGGGGGCGUGGGGCCUGAGCAUGUGAAUGGGGAUCAGGGUUGGGCAGAGGGGUGGGGGGUGGGGGUUGCUGUUUAACUUGAAAAUCCUUUUGACCAAGGAAAGCUCCUAUGAGUUUUCACCUUUUUUUUCCCCCACUUCCCUUGUCUGCCAUCUGUGGCCACAUUCAGCUCAAGUACAUCUGCCCUGGGAGAUCGCUGCUGCUGCUGCUGUGCUUCAAUUUUCGCUUUUGGGUUUUUUUCUUGUGACCCGUGCAGGGUUUGGGAUGCUGUAAUUUUGUGCCUAUUCCAGUUGCCAAGGUAGUGAUUUUAUAUAUAUAUAUAGCAUGCAUCCUUGACACAGACUGAACCCUUAGCACCCUCCGCAACUUCUCCACCCAGUGAAUGAUGAACCACUGAUGAGCAGCCGCAUCUACACUGCCUCCCACUUGGGGACAGGGAGCUUGUUUGCUGUUAGCAAUGUGAAAUUACGGUACAGAUCCCCCUACCCCUACUUCCUUUGGUCUUGGCAUAGCUGCCACCAUUACAUCAGAUGAUAUAAUCUAUUAGCCCCAGCUAGCUGUCCUCAGAGAGGAUCAAGUAGCAUGUGUCUCACUGCCUAUUGCUGUGGACUUUGGCAUCAUAACCAGAUGAGGGCCUUUUAUCCUGGCCUGCUACAGCUUGGGUUGAAGACAAAAACGUUAAUUCCCUUAAUGGAGUGAUCAAACUCAUCUCAUUGCAAACAGAAGACAAAAUAGCGUUCUAUUGUAGACACUGCCAUAAGUCUUGAGCUCUGGAAUGAUAGGAUUUUUUCCUUCUUUGUUUCUUCAAGCUUGUAACUGCCUGAAUUGCAGAUGCUUUUGAAUUUUGGUUCUUUUUUCCUCCAAAGGAAAUUUUUAUUAUCUCAUUACAAGGAACACAUUCUUUUAAUUGAUAUACAGGAAGAGAAGCGGCCUAAAUUAGGUUUGGCUGUAGGGGCUGGGGUUUUUGCAGGUUGCAAGAGGAUAGAAAAAGGAGGUUCAUUUGUCCAGCCAUCAGGAGAGAGGAUUUCAUACAUUGCAGAGCUCAUGGCAACUCAGCUUCUUUUGGGAAAAUUUCUUCCCCCUUAAAGACAAAAACUUCCUUAAGCCUUGCCUACCCCUUCACUGGAUUCAGUAAAGAGGCUCCAUGCUAGCAUUCCCAAGAGACAGGACACCAAGGGCAUUUAGGCUGCUGUUCCAGGCUCUCUAAAGACCUUUCAUUUUCCAAUUAGCCAAGUUCUUAGCAUCAUCAAAGGACCGUGCUUCUUGAGAGAAAAGACUGUGACCUGCCCUUACUCUGCCAAGCUGAAGGACUGAUUUGUGUGGUAAUUGCAGCCCUUUAUGGAAUGAAUGGCACCCUCCCUUCUGCAUUCACACAGUUUUCAUGUUAAACUAGCUUGGAAAUAUUUGUGGGGAAGAGUUGCUGUCAGGAAAACAUCGCAACAGGCUAAUCUUGCUAGGCUCUACCUCAUUAAUCACCAACAUGAGAGGGGUCCUUUUAAAUUUCUUUAUUGGAAAUGGUUAUGGAACAUUUUUUACCUGGAUAUGUUGACCCAAAUUAUGAUCCUUGCUCCCCUGACCCUAUCCCCCACCCAUCUCCAUGCCAGUUAAGAGAAGUGGUAAACAGGGCUCUUGCUAUUCCCAAGAUAUGGCAACUUAGCUUAGGAACAGAUGCUGUUGGCCCCCCAAGUCAAGAUGACUGUGGGCAAACCGCCACCUGGACAAGGGAUGUGUCUGUGCUGGUCUUUGUCACCAUUUCUCAGAUUGGGGUUGGCCCAGUGCCCCUCACCACAAAGAGCAAACCUGGAUGGUAGAAGCUGUACCCCUGGAAGCACCACAUGAAUUUGCAUGGCACUGACACCAACACUCAAGGGACCCAGACCAUCUCUCCAGGCUGACUUUGUCUGCAUUGUGAAGAAAUGCAUUAGUCAUGGAGCUGGAGAAUCAAAGAGGGUGAGGAAGGCCCUCCUCACCCCUAGCACAGCAUUCCAGGAGAGAAGUGCCCAAAUUCUGGCCUCUCACCAAAGCUGACCUAUGAGAGUGGGGCUGAAAUUGGCCUGGCUGUUUGGCAGGCAGGAAACACUCACCAAAUGCCUUUACAACAGGGGAAAACCCACCACUUGCCUCUUCUGCCUCUGCUUGUCCUUCAUGGCAGCCUAAGCUGCUGUUUAUAUGUGGACUGUGCCAGCCACAGCAGGUAGUAGAGCCAUCACCAACCUCCAGAGCCUGCUGAGUCUAUCUGAGAAGAGAAAAAGUAGGUUGUCAGCCUUUGGCCAAGGGCUGAGAGCUGCCCUCUGUAACAAUAGGGCAGCAAGAGGUGCCACCUCUGCAGGGGGCAGUCAUAGCCUUGACAUACUUUGCUGGGCUUUGGAAGGUCGCAUAUCACAGUAAGUUUUAGGACUGAGCAUCAGCUCAUGGUUUGAACAUUGUUGCCUGCAAGUCCUUUCACUGUCCCGGCCAGCCCAGAGACAGGAUCCUCACCAGCAAAAGUAAGGCAGUCAGGGUGCAUGGCUGCAGAAGCAGGCUCCUCUGAGUCUCACUCUAGAUCCAAGCAGUUCAUGGCUGAAUCCCAGCUGCAGCCUAGAAGAGGAAGGAAGACUGGCUGGGGACUCAUGAUGACAGAACAGGGUGACACUGGGAGAGCCAGUCAAGCUCCAGGCCUCUCCCCAAGCAUAUGCCAGUGUUUGCUUAGCUAACACCAAAUAUGUCCCGGACUACUAAAUGUGUAGAUGUAAAGUCCACAAAUGAACACCAUUUCUGCACUGCAAGGUCAUGGGAUAAUGCUUUUGGAUAUGACUUCAAGGGAAGAUAUGACUUGAGAGAAGGUGACUGCUCUUAUCUUGCUACCCAGCAAGCAGGCUUAUGUAGUGUCAGCUCUGAUCCUGAGAAUUCUCAAAUGAGACUGGUCUUCAGGGGACCAGUGACUGGAUAGAGAAGGCCACCUAGAAGGUCUCUCCCAGGGCUGUCAGUUUCUUAGUGCUUUAACACCUUCAAGGAAGUCCUGCCUUGGGGCUCAGUUAGGGCCUGCCCCAAUCGUCUGGACUCAGCUUGGGCACCAGUCCAUGAGCCUCCUGGGCCAAAGGCUUUGGUCAAAACCAGUCUUUCUCCCUCAGUACUGUACCAAGGAGGGAAGUAGCUUCCCACACCCAGGGUGCAUUCCCCUCAUCCUGCUGCCAGUGACUUUCCCACCCUUGCCAGUGCUACCACCCCACCUACCCUCGGCCCCUGGGCCCAAUAGCUAGAGGGAGGCAUAGGGGGGUUAGCAGGGAGACUUCAAGUUUACCCAUGUGUAUGUUGCAUCCAAGUUGUUUUUAAUAUAUAUAUAUAUAUAUAUAUAUAUCAAAAGUCAAUUAUCUAUUUUUGUAUUGUUUGCAUUUUAUAUUCAUGGAAAACAAUGUUUAUCAAUUGUUCUUUUCUGAUAUAUUUUAUUUUUAAGCGGUGCUGUUUACAGUUUUAGACAAAACGAAGAUGACACAAAAAUUGCUGCUUGUGCAGAGGGCUGGCAUCUCAAUUGCCCAGGACUCUCGCUCUUUCCCCUCUCCCCAUCCCUGAUGUAUCGUACUGUCCAUACCCUCCCUCCAUGAUAGGGACAGCAGAAGAUGCCCAGGUACUAAGACAAAUGCCAGGUGACUCAGGCAUGUGGAACCUGGUAGACAGUGUGUUGUUUAUGGUUUAUUUUUUUCUUUCAGACCUUGCCCUUACCCGUGUAUAGACCUUCUGUCUCUCUUUCCUCUUUAUGUUUUGUGCUCUAGCUUUGAAACCAGAGUGCCCACGUUUUGCUAUUUGUCGUGUUGAGUUUCUCCAAAGGAGCAUUUUGGGGACAUUCUCCGCCCAGUGAGGAGGGCAGGGGGUUUCAACUAUUCCCCCUCUCCCCAAGAAGCUGGGGGAGAUGGAUGGAAGUGAUGCUUGAAUCAUCAGGAAUUGACCAUCUCAUUGAGGAAACCCUUACAUGGGACUUUCCAGGAGCUCAGUUGAUUGUGAUAUUCACCCAGAAGAGACGUUGGGGAAUUCCUUGACCCCUCUUGCUGCUUUGGGGGAAUCUCUUCCUCUGCCGCCAUUCUUACUCCCCUGCCCUGCUCCAGCUCACACAUGGAUGGGACUUUGGGGAAUAGUGACUGUUAGGGUGAUGGCUUGCUGGCCUGAUCCCUACUUUUCCAUCCUAUAGUCACUCCAAAGAAGAAAAUCCACAUGGCGUGUAUAUGUGUGAGGGUUGGGCCUACUGAGAGGCAGGGCUUUAAUUAUUAUUCUUGUUACUAUUGGUGCUUAUUUUCCCUGAUGUAUAUGGGGUGGGGGGGGGGAAGAAACCAGGAAUGUAUAUUUAGGUCAUGUUAAAUAAAACGGCUGGGGGACAAAGGGAAGAAAUUAGAAACUGCAGUACAUCCUCACCCCAGGUGUAAGAGUUCUUUCUCUCCCAGUGCAAAAAGGGGAGCAUGGCCCCUGGAUGUGCCCUAACUUCCCCUUCCCUAUCCCUGAGACAUCAUGGAAUUGCCUGGAUUGUGAUCUCUCCAAUCCUAGUUCUCAUUGACAUCUGGAUAUCUUGAUGCACUGCCUGUUUGUAACAAAUAUUUCUUUUGCUGAAUGCUAAUAAACUGGGUUCAAGAGGGACCCCCAGUCACUAAAG
Orcinus orca (killer whale) is the source of this 8832-nucleotide messenger RNA. It is a transcript of the gene AMER1, whose product is annotated as APC membrane recruitment protein 1. The transcript is spliced from 2 exons. Gene Ontology annotation, biological process: regulation of canonical Wnt signaling pathway. Gene Ontology annotation, molecular function: phosphatidylinositol-4,5-bisphosphate binding; beta-catenin binding. Lineage: Eukaryota; Metazoa; Chordata; Mammalia; Artiodactyla; Delphinidae. The coding region runs from base 807 to 4196 and encodes 1129 amino acids. Gene Ontology annotation, cellular component: plasma membrane. The record is from RefSeq and is a predicted model, not a curated record.